This is a messenger RNA of Varanus komodoensis (Komodo dragon), 4349 nucleotides long. It is a transcript of the gene GYG2, whose product is annotated as glycogenin 2. The transcript is spliced from 9 exons. Gene Ontology annotation, molecular function: glycosyltransferase activity. The record is from RefSeq and is a predicted model, not a curated record. Lineage: Eukaryota; Metazoa; Chordata; Lepidosauria; Squamata; Varanidae. Gene Ontology annotation, cellular component: cytoplasm. The coding region runs from base 720 to 1943 and encodes 407 amino acids.
GCGGAAUUGUGGUGGCACCGGCUUCUGUGGAUCGGUGCUUGGCCAUCAGAUGCAAGAAGUGGGUUCAGUCCACAAAAGCCCAUGCCCGCAUCUCUCUGGAAAGCCUGCCAGACAAGACUCAUUUAUCACGCAAAGGAUCGUCAGUAGUCAUCCUUUGCUUUUCGCUGGUAACCUCUCCUCUCUCUCUACUGCAAACAAACAGUAAAUGCUGACAGCGAUUAAAAGGUUAAUAUUUUGCUAGGGAAUCGGAAGGAGAGAACAUGAAACUACUUGUUGGGCCCUCUAGUUUUUUCAGGGAAGCAAAUGGAAGGGUGUGUGCUUGUGCAUAUUUAAGCCUUGCUUUUGAAGGACUUGUGUUGAAUGGUUAUGGUUUCCUCUCAUAUUACCCCAAAGAAAAGGGAGGGGGUGGAAAGCUAAUAAAGAACACUCACCACCUCUUUUCUUCUCCUUUCCCCCACCCUUUCUCCAAAUACUUUGCCCAAAAUGACUGUAUAUUUGCUCCUGAGGGCAAAGCCUUGAAGCAGCAAAGCUGGAGAAUGUACGAAUGUUUAACAUCAUUCACUUGUUGUCUUCAGCUGGAAAGAAAGAGGCUAAUCCCUUCUGGUGCUUUGUUGACAGAGACCAGCCUACUGGCAGCAAGUAAGGAGUGGAGAAGUCUCCCCACCCCCAGCCUUUCUUCCAGUCUCUGCCGGCAGCUUAUAGCCUGUCGGUUUUAGAGGAUGCCUGUGACAGAUCAGGCCUUUGUGACCCUUGCUACUAAUGAUGUUUACUGCCAUGGAGCUCUGGUUCUUGGACAGUCCUUGCGGGACCACAGAACAUCUAGAAGGUUGGCCGUAAUAAUUACACCUCAGGUCUCCAGUACAAUGAGGGCUGCCCUCAGCACCAUAUUUGACACAGUGGUUGAUGUGCAUGAAAUUGACAGCAAUGACUUGGUGCACUUGGCUCUGCUGAAGAGGCUGGAACUGGGUGUGACCUUUACCAAACUCCACUGCUGGACUCUUACUCAAUAUAGCAAAUGUGUCUUCAUGGAUGCAGACACAUUGGUACUAUGCAAUAUCGAUGAGCUGUUUGACCGGGAGGAAUUUUCAGCAGCUCCAGAUCCUGGCUGGCCAGACUGCUUUAACAGUGGUGUCUUUGUUUUCCAACCUUCUUUGAAAACCUUCAACCUCCUGCUGCAGUUUGCAAAUGAACAUGGUAGCUUUGAUGGAGGUGAUCAGGGACUGUUGAAUAGUUUCUUCAACAGCUGGGCAACAAAAGACAUUAACAAACACUUGCCAUUUAUCUAUAAUUUAAGCAGCAGUGCCGUCUACACCUAUGCCCCUGCUUUCCAACAUUUUGGCAAAGAUGCAAGGGUUGUCCAUUUCUUGGGACCAGCAAAGCCCUGGAACUACAAAUACAAUCCUCAGACAAGAUCAGUUGUAGAGGAUGGUUCAGCCUCAGUAUCUCAGAGUCAGCUCUCAUUCCUUGAACUCUGGUGGAUGACAUACAGUUCCAGUGUACUACCAUUACUGGAAAAAUGGCAGAAGUCUUUUGAGUCACAGAUCCAGAGAGAGGAGCCUAAUUUCAGUGGACCUGAAAGUAAAUUUGAACAAGGAGCUCCUGAUAUUAGCAAUUCCUUGCCAAGCUCAGCAAAAGCAGAACAAAUAUCACAAACUGCCAUAAAUCCACUUGAUCACACAUCUGAUAAAAAUAAAGCAGUGCUCUGUUUUGAAGAUAAGGUUGCAGAUCCUGCUGAAUCAUAUAGAAAUCUUCAAUCCAUUCCUCAGCAGACUGUGAAAAUGGAUGAGGCAGCCAUCGCUGUUUCAGAGUUAUCUGUACAUGCAGAACCGGAGCAACUAAGUUCCGAAGAUGAACGGAGGAAAUGGGAAGAAGGCCACAUUGACUAUCUGGGGAAGGAUGCCUUUGAAAACAUUAAAAGGAAAUUAGAUGCCUUUCUAUUAUAGAUAUUCUUUGUGUGCUCUUAUGACGACUGAUCACUGUUUACAUUUGCAAUGGAUGGGAAAUUUCCUGUGCUGGACAAUGCAAGCGAAUGCUAAAAGCUGUGAAUGCUAAAUGCAUCUGUACAUGUAUUGUGGCAGUACUGGGUCCCAAAGGAUGAUGCAUAAUAGGCUUCUGAAGCUGCCUUAUUCUGAGUCAACCCAUUGGUUCAUCACAUCCAGUACUGAUUAUUCUGCUUGGCCGCAACUUCCCAGCCUUGCUAACUGAAAACUUUUAACUGGAAAUACCACUUUGUCUUCCUUUGUUUUAGUGGAAAUUGUUCUGUAUUGGGCCAGUGCUGUGUUCUUUUGGAUUAAUUUACUCCUUUUGGACAAUUUCUAUAGAUGAAGAUGAUAAACACUUUAGCAUCUCUCUCUUUGUUGUGUAUUCAUCCAAAAGGGGUGCUAAAUUCUUUGCUAAAUACAUAUUCUGUUUUUAAUAUUGACCUGCAGUGCCUCAUGGAGCAUUCUCAUUUCCUCCUGAAAUUCCUAGUUUUAUAUUAUAGACCAAACCAAGCAAACAAACAAAAUCUACAUACUAGAUUCUUCAGCAAGGAGAAUAUAAAUCUUGUGAAUGAAAGGUCCAAAGACUUUUAAGGCAGGGUUAAUAAGCAUAGCUAAGACACAAUCUAGUAUACAUCAACAUCAUGUAUGCAGCAUCCUUUAGGGUCAACAAAACCCUGUUUUCCUCUGUCUAAUAUGUGUGCUUAGGCAGUACAAAAGAUUGUUGGGAAGCCUGGAUGAGUUUACAGACCUCCCUUUCUGUUCAGUGUGAAUGAGCCAUCUCCUAAUGGGAAGCUCCUGUUCAACCUAGUGGCUUAUUAUGAUGUAUGUGUGUGCAUAUGACUGGGAAAGAGGGACAAGGCUUUGCUAAGCUUAAAGAAAUAUUUGUGCACACAAGCUUUUCCUCGAUAUAAUGGACAUAGUUUCCUGUUUUCAAGAAUUACUGUGUAUUUUUGGUGGUUGGAGAGAGUUGAUUGUUUCAUUUCUCACAGGAUGGUUCUAGAGUUACAAAAAUUCUCAUUAAUCUUGCCCUUGAAGAACUAUCUAAAAAUAAAUACAUUCUUUUUUUAAAUUCAGGACUGAAUUUAAAUUUAAUUUGACUCUAAUUUAAUUUGUAACUUAACAAAUUAAAAGACCUUGUUGGUAAUUAGAAUGAACUUUCAUUACAAUGGUGCUAAAUAAUUUGCAAUGUUUCCUAAGCUACUGUGAAGCUUUAUGUGUUUGAACAGCUAGAGGAAGGCAAGCAUCUGAUCAGUUUUGUUUGUUCCAAUCCACACUGUGUACAAGUUUCAAUACAUUUGGGAUAGCUGGGAAAGAACUUAACUGAUAUUAACUUUUAGUAAGCUAGGUGUUUAAUAUUUAUGCUUUAUAUCUAAAUAACUGAAAGUAGUAUAGAUGAUACAUCCCUAGGGUCUUUUUGCUGCAUUAGGCGAUCCUUUUCAGUCUGACAUUUAUAAAAAUGUAGUAAUAGCUUAGAGAGGAAUGGGCAUAACAGCAAAACCUGAAAGACUCUUUUGGCACCUUAAUCAGUUUUAUUAUGGCAUAAGAUUUCAUGGACUAAAGUCCACUUCAUCAAAUGCAAGAGGGGAGAAUAUUCAAAUAUAGACAAAUUGUUACUUUUAAGGUGCCACAAGACCCUUUUGCUGUAAAAAUGUGCUAACAUUUGAUUCAUUAGACUCCAUUUUUCUUAUUGUCCAUUGGCUUUUUCCUCCAGUAGGGAAAAAUGAUUUUUUUUCUUUUUACUGGCUCAAGCUCCAAUUCUGUAUCUAUUCAUCUGCCUACAUGUCCCUUCCUUAAAUUUAUCUUAGUAUAUUUACAUAAUUUACCUAGGAUAAUUAUUUAGAAAAUUUACAUAUGAAAUGAACUACUAAAGACAUUCAUCCAUAUACCCUAUAAUUAGCAAUAUGGAACAAUUACCAAAACCCCUCUUUUGUCCAUCACAUAAUUAGGGAGGCAUUAAAGUAAUUUCUGCUAAUUCUUACAUCCUCUCUGUGCAUUUUAGGUGAAGAUUAUAUCCAUGUUUUAGGCUGCAAUCCUAUACACAGUUACCUUGCAGUUAAAGGGUCACAUUGAACAUAAUGGGUAUGUUCAAUGUGAUUAACUUCAAUAGGUAUGAAGUCUGUGCUGUUACAACUGGAAAGGUUGUAUCCCAGACUAACAGCAAGUCCCCUUAACAGUAAGUAGGAGCUCCUUUAAUAGCUGCUGACCCUGUUUUACAGCCUGUGGGAAGGAGGCAUUCUUCUUACCCAAACUUGCAUUUUUCCAUCUGUGCUCAUUAUAUGUCAUUCUGCAUGGAUAUUUUCUCCAUGGGUUUGUAAAUACAUAAUAAAAGAUACAAAUCCUUCUUUUGUUCUCUAUUUUUCAUUUUUG